AUGAGCUGCACCACCAUAAUUUUCCAAAUUUACUUGUUCGAUGACCUUUUACUAAUUUCUUCUGAUUUUUUGUUUAGAUCAAGGUCACGCUCGAGGAGCUGUUCCCCACGACGUGUUAAAGUUAGCUCUCGUCGUGUUGUUAUCGCGAACAUCCCAUACCACGUAACAUGGAACAAGUUGAAACAGAUUUUUCGCGAUCAGCUCGGUUUCACUGGCUAUCUGCGUUUAAUGAAGACAAAUGGUCGUCCCAACGGCAUGGGGUUGAUGGAAUUUAAGUCAGUCGACGGCGCAGAAAAAGCUAUCGAAAAAAUGCACAGAUUCGAGAUUGGUGACCGACGCAUCAUCGUUAGGGAAGAGACCUUGAGGGACCAAGAACGAAUGGCUACGAUGGAGUUUGAUGGACCCUCGAACCAAGGCAUGGACGGUGGUGGAAUGGCCCCGCCAGCGUCCAGUCCUGGAAUUCCUCCACAGGCCCGUAACAGUAGUGCAAACCCCGUUCCGGCUAUCGCUAAUGUCACUCCUAACAUGCUUGAGGGCAUGGGGAUUCGGGGCCCCAUUACUGAUUCUCUCUACAUAAGCAACCUUGACUACGGAGUUGAUUGGCGGAAAAUCAAGGAUAUAUUCAAACUUGCCGGACGUGUUAUUCAUGCCUCAGUGAAGCAAGACGACGAAGGCCGUUCUCGGGGCGUCGCCGUCGUUCGCUUUGAGCAUCCAUAUGAAGCCUUACUUGCAUUGUCAAUGUUCAAUGGACAGACCAUCAAUGAUCGCCCAAUUCGUGUCAAAAUCGACCGGGACGGGACGCACGCUCCCCCUAAUCACCCCGUCUUCCCGCCAACUCCGCAAGGCGCCGCUGCCGCUGCCAGUUUCAUGGCCCACUUCAACAACGCCACAAUAAACGCGGCUGCAGCUGCCGGCAAGACCUCCAAUGGCCACCCACCCUUCGGUGUGCCUGGUGGCGGGGGCAUUUCAGGUGGUGGCGGCGGCGGAGGCGGCGGCGCGGGUGGCGGUUUCCUGCCACCCCAACAACCACCUGUCUCAUCACCUCCCGGCACAAGUCCCGCCCUCGCCGCGGCAAUGGCUGCUCUGCUCAGUAGCGCAGGCAGAGGCAUGCCCCCACAGGAGCUGCUUGGGAGUCUUUUGGGCGGUUCCGGAGUUGGCGGUGGUGCUAAUUCCAUGGGUGGUGGGGGCGGCUUCCCCGUCGGCGGUGGUGGUGCGAUGAACCCUCUGAGUCAGCUGAUGGACACGCAACUAGGUGACCAUUUUUGUGAGUGGUCUUUGCUGCAUCGCACCCAAGGGAAAACCAAAGGUGCUUUCCACGUUGUAGGCCUCCAAGGUGGCGCAGUGGGACCGGGCAGCGGGCCCGUUGGUGGCUACGGCGGUGCCCUCGGUGGCGAUCGAUCGCGGGAUGCCAACGCGACCCUGCAGCAACUCCUCAUGGCGGCUGCCGCUGGCGGAAUGUCACAGGAGCAGAUUGCUCAGGCAGUCUCAGCUCUCGGACUCAACAGGGAGGCACCCGGACUCCCUCCCUACUCAGGCAUGGGUGGGAUGAUCAACUCCCCGGUCGGUGGCAACGACCCCUACGGUGAUCGUGGCGGCAUGGGAGGUGGUGGAGGAGGUGACAUGCAGUCCCGUCGUCCACUUCACCGCCCCGACUACGACUCCAGGUCGCGUUUCCGUGACGGCAGUGGUUCCCGCGGCGGCUACCGACAGAUGAGCAGCGAUGGACGCGGAGGGCCGCGUGGUGGACCCAUGGGCAGAGGUGACUCCGACCGGAUGUACAUAAGACGGGUUCGUUUGACGCUUGUCUCCGCGAUGUCUGUCUGUGUCCGUGUGCCGCUGCACUCUCUCUCUCUCUCCCCCCAUCCCACCCCACCCUCCUGUCUUAAUCUGGAAUUCAAGUCACUCCGAGUUCCCAUGCUUGCGGACUCCUUGUGGCGCCUCGGUGUUCGUGUAUCCAUGACAGUGGACGCUGCGCUUAACAUCUCUGCACACUGUCUUCUGAUUGGUUGGUUCGGUGACCAAUCGCGUGCCUAG
Messenger RNA from Mesocestoides corti, 2034 nucleotides. Lineage: Eukaryota; Metazoa; Platyhelminthes; Cestoda; Cyclophyllidea; Mesocestoididae. The record is from the annotation of a GenBank genome assembly.